Molecule: messenger RNA, 942 nt
Organism: Phytophthora nicotianae INRA-310
Lineage: Eukaryota; Oomycota; Peronosporomycetes; Peronosporales; Peronosporaceae
Exons: 3
Coding region: 1-942 (313 amino acids)
Source: RefSeq, a predicted model, not a curated record
AUGCUAACGCUAGAUGAGGCCUUGGCUUUCAUCGCGUUCUGUGAUGAUGAGAUCCGUGACCCCAUGCCAAAAGAAAGUAUGCAAGGACUGUGUUCAUCUUUCAUGCUGGACGACAUUGACGAUCUGCUGGACCCAGUAGUCCAAGGAAUGAUCUCCGUGGAGUCAGGAAAUACCCCGUCGCCGAAGCCCAUCUCGAGUCUACCCCAGCUAUUAACAGUAUCGCCUACAAGACCGAGAAAACGAAUUCGGAGUGGAAUGGAAUAUGUGCGAACACUGGGGUCGCCCAUUUUUGAAGGAGCUCAUUUCGAUGAGUUGAUGAGUGAUCUGGAAGGUGAAGUAGACGUUACCUAUGCCAAUUUUCAUCGAAUGUGUUUACCGCUUCAAGACACUAUGCUCUACGGCAAUUCUGAAUUGUCGUAUGGUGAAAGGUGUAAGGCCAAUGGCAUGGAAUUUACGACCACGACGCCUUUGAGCUGGCCCAUGACAUCUGCAUUCACACAUGUGUGGAAUAUGCUCGAGAGCAGUUUGGAUCGAAGUCGCAAUCCCAACACACUGGAGAGAAGGGUCAAUCUUACGAUUCCAAUCCCCAAUGGUACAUCCUGCCAUUUCCACAAGCUUCACUUCCUGCGCAAAUUCGAGGAGAAUGACCGGGUCAUAAUCAUUUGGUCCGAUCUCAUGCAGAUGACGACAAGGAAUGUCAGGUUACGCUCGCUCGCCUAUGCUGUCUUCACUCCAUCCAAGAUUGAUCCAUCACAAGCGUGUAUUAUGUACACAUUUCUUAAGCUAUAUGUGGAACCAACCAGCUACGAAAGUGUGUCGCGCGACGACAUACGAUAUGCGCAUGAAGUCGUCAUGAGUGCUUUUGGUAGACUCAUGCGAACGUUCUGGCAAAACCACCAGAAUCGAUUGCUCGAGGUAACGUCUCGUCCAGAUACGUACUAA